This is a messenger RNA of Orbicella faveolata, 7543 nucleotides long. RefSeq lists its product as uncharacterized. The record is from RefSeq and is a predicted model, not a curated record. NCBI's taxonomy places the organism in Eukaryota, Metazoa, Cnidaria, Anthozoa, Scleractinia, Merulinidae.
GGAGAUGAUUUGACAGUCUGGUUUGGUGGUGUUGGUUCAGCUUCAUUUAAGAAGAGACCAAAGCUAAAGAAAAAGAAGAAGAAGAAACAGGUGUUAAAGCUGGAGCUUUCCAAAAGUGAGUCAUUUCAGUUUGGUAAUUUAUGUUCAGAGAGCAAAUGUAAUAGUGGCAAUGCAGGAGAUGCUACAUCUACAGCAGGAGUAGUUGAACCAGUGCUGCCUGUACAAGUAACUGGCCCAGAAUCAGGCAAACAAGAAGAAACUGUUCCUGGGGUGGAAGUUAUACACGCAGAGGAUCAGAUGGCAGGGGUACAUGUAGUUGAACCAGUGCCACCUGUACAUGAAACUGGCCCAGAAUCAGGCAAACAAGAAGAAACUGUUCCUGGGGUGGAAGUUAUACAUGCAGAGGAUCAGAUGGCAGGGGUACAUGUAGUUGAACCAGUGCCACCUGUACAUGAAACUGGCCCAGAAUCAGGCAAACAAGAAGAAACUGUUCCUGGAGUGGAAGUUAUACACUUAGAGGAUCAGAAUGCCACUAAACCAGCAAGCAACAACCACUCACGAACUCAGGUCAUUAUUGAGCAUAGCUACCUUGGUCCUCUGUGCUUACAGUUUACUAACCCGCCGUCAGUUGUUGAUGUAAAAAGUGAGAUUAUGGAGAGAACUGGACUUCCAACCAAAGACCAAGAUCUUUACUGUAAUGGAAAGAAGCUAUGUGACAGUCAAAGCUUAAGACCCCUCGUCGAUUGUAAUCAAGACAGUCAAACACUUACACUCUCUGUAGGGUCUCUUAAAGGUGGAGUACUUCCCAGAGAAACCACAGAGGAAGGUGCCGUUGGGGGAGAGAAUGAUCCAUCGACAUCACAGGAAGAAGCCAUACAGUCAAUGGAAACAUGGGAUGUGGAAAAAACAGCCUCCUGGCUUUGUGAAAUUGGGCUAGAUGAGAAGUAUGCAAACAUUUGUCGGAAAGAAGUCAUAAAUGGACGCGCUCUGCUCUUGUUAGCAUGCAAAUAUCCCGAUCAAUUGCGCUCAGUUUUUCAGAUGAAAACCGGGCCAGAGACGAUUCUGAUGCAAGACCUUGAACCACAUUUAAACGCCUUUGAGCCAAACAAACCCCAGACACCAGGCAAGCCCCAGACAACAAAGAUGAUGAGCAAAUGGACUGUUAAAGAGUUGUGUUGUUGGCUUGAUGAAUUAGGCACUCCAAAAGAGUGCUUAGUAAAAGCAGAGGAAGAGGAAAUUAGUGGACGAGCCUUCAUUUUGUUAUUGAGAAAUUCUGAUAAACUGAAAGCGUGCCUGCAUUUGACAUUGGGCUCAUGGAUUGUUCUUCAGCAUGAGCUGCUAUUACAUGAGGAGGAGCAAAGCAGUGGUGAAACAUGUGACGCUUGGAAAGAGGUUUCGACAAAUAGACCCAGCCUGCCCAUGCCAACCGAACAAAUGGAUGACUCGAAGGCGCCACUGUCCGCUGAGGAUCCGUCAACCAAGAGUGUAACUGACACACCGUCCAAACCUGUUUUAUCCAAGGAAGAAGAAAAGCAGCUAUUGCUGGAAAACGCGCUAAAACUAAAACCCACUACAAGUGACACAACGAAGACUGUUUCAACUCCAGGUCAAAGUGACGAGAAACCAUUGUUGACGCUCGAUACUCCACAGCUGCAAUCUCCAAGAUCCUUCAAUAGUGAAGUUGGAACCCCAUGUAAGUUUUACCGGGAAGGUUCAGUAUUGAACUGCUGGGAAACUGGCCCAAAAGACAUGAUUAAUCCAGUCCACGAAUUUAAAAUUUUUCGAGUUGGUGUCAACUCUGGUGAAGAUGACUGCAUGAAGAAAUUUGUGUACGAGACUUUGCGAUUUGCCUGUGGUUGUUUAAAUGAAAGGACGAAUGGAACAAUACACUUUGGAGUGGCUGAUGAAGUAGCAACGCAAACUUGCGGUUACAAACCUAGAGAAAUUGUCGGUUCUUCAGUUAGUAACAAGCCCCUCUACAACGACAAGCUUACGGAGUUCAUUGACAAGUGUUUUGUUGGCGAAAGUCGAAGUAAUGUUCACAACUGUGUUCGACCUCCUGUUUUCGUUCCUGUAAAAGGUCUGGGGGCAGAGCAACAGUCUGAUGAUAAAGUGGUCAUAGAAGUUGACAUCGAACCAAACUAUUCCCUGUGUAAAGGUGAUAUUUUCAAAGUUGGGUUUAAAGCUCUUAAUCGUGGAAAAACGGAACGUGAAGCUAAAGCCUAUGUUAGACAUGGCUCGCAGACAAAAGCAAUUGUUGAUUUACCGGAAAUGGAAAACUAUAUGAAAAACCGCCUUCCCAAAUUAGAUGAACAAAGGAAGAUGCGAGAACAAGCCAACAAUCAGAAUAUGGAAAGUCAGAUACCUGUACGGGAUCUUUUUACUAAACUUAAGAGACUUCUAUGCGCAAACAAAAAGGUUUUAGACUCCUCUGUCUACCCAAUUUUGGUUUUAAGUAAGCCAGAUGCCAGUAUGAAUCAAGAAAUCGUGGACAAAACGUUCCGUUUUGUCCAAAAAAUCAAGUGGCUCACAGUCUUUGAUUUCGAUGAUCACGGUUCCGAUGGCAAAGGUCUCUGUAAGGUAUUCAAAUCUGGGCCUGAUGCACCUCAGUGCGACAUACACGAAGCAGAGGAUUAUGAUGAGGACGAUAAUGUAAUUGAAGACAUCUACUACAAAACUCAUUGGAUAUUUGGAAAUGGUUAUGCAAAACUUGGUAAAGAGGCUUUGGGGUUUAAGCAAUGGAACAAUUCUACGAGGAAAAGGGGUCUUAGCCAAGUAAUACAAUCACUGGCAAAAAAGAUUCCUGAAGCAAGGGCAGUGGUCUUGUUUUUGCUUUUGUCAAAAGACUAUCAGCCAGUGGCAGAUACUUUUAAAGAUUUCUGUACGUUUCUUAAUGGGCCUAAUCAGUUGGUAUAUGUGGCCGAAAAUUCUGAAAUUGUUUCAGAAUGGGAAAAUACUCUCUCUAACACUUGUUUAGAGGAACACGAACUAAGAGAAAGGGGCGUUGUUGGAAUGUCGUGGACUGAAUUUCAAGAGUGUAUGCAGCAGAUGGUUUGUGGAACUGACAGAGAACAACGUUAUGUAACCAUGGCUACAGGAAGUCCCUAUCCAUUAGGGAACGUUUCUUUUAAUGGCAUCGAGAUUGUGAGUGCUAAGGAAUGCGACGAGUUAAAUAAUUUAACCUCGGUGCAACGUUCAAAACUGUCAUCAAAGGCAGAAAUAGCCUUUUACAGAGGGUAUCCUGUUACGUGGAUGAAUUUUUGGUUUACUGGUGCUCAAAAGAAUCAUGUACUUAGACGCGACAAUUACUCUGAAUUAAGGAACUUGAUAGAAAAGCUGCAUUCUCGAGGAACAGAAGGAAAGGUACAAACUAUAACCUUAUAUCACCAUAUNCUUCUGUGUUCAAACAGAAAGAAAUUAGACUCCUCUGUUUACCCAAUUUUGGUUUUAAGUAAACCGGAUGCCAAUAUGAAUCAACAAGUGCUUGACGAAACGUUCCGUUUUGUUCAAAAGAUCAAGUGGCUCACAGUCUUUGAUUUCGAUGAUCACGGUUCCGAUGGCAAAGGUCUCUGUAAGGUAUUCAAAGGGCCUGAUACAACUCAGUGCGACAUACACGAAGCAGAGGAUUAUGAUGAGGACGAUAAUUUAAUUGAAGACAUCUACUACAAGACUCAUUGGAUAUUUGGAAAUGGUUAUGCAAAACUUGGUAAAGAGGCUUUGGGGUUUAAGCAGUGGAACAAUUCCACGAGGAAAAGGGGUCUUAGUCAAGUAAUGCAAUCACUGGCAAAAAAAAUUCCUGAAGCAAGGGCAGUCGUCUUGUUUUUGCUUUUAUCAAAAGACUAUCAACCAGUGGCAGAUACUUUUAAAGAUUUCUGUACGUUUCUUAAUGGACCUAAUCAGUUGGUAUACGUGGCCGAAAAUUCUGAAAUUGUUUCAGAAUGGGAGAAAACUCUCUCUAACACUUGUUUAGAGGAACACGAACUAAGAGAGAGGGGCGUUGUUGGAAUGUCGUGGACUGAAUUUCAAGAGUGUAUGCAGCAGAUGGUUUGUGGAACUGACAGAAACCAACUUUAUGUAACCAUGGCUACAGGAAGUCCCUAUCCAUUAGGAAACGUUUCUUUUAAUGGCAUCGAGAUUGUGAGUGCUAAGGAAUGCGACGAAUUAAAUAAUUUAAGUUCGGUACAACGUUCAGAACUGUCAUCAAAGGCAGAAAUAGCCUUUUAUAGAGGGUAUCCUGUUACUUGGAUGAAUUUUUGGUUUACUGAUGCUCAAAAGAAUCAUGUACUUAGACGCGACAAUUACUCUGAACUAAGGAACUUGAUAGAAAAGCUGCAUUCUCGAGGAACAGAAGGAAAGGUACAAACUAUAACCUUAUAUCACCAUAUAGGAGCUGGGGCUAGCACCAUGACUCGACAAGCCCUGUGGGAUUUCCGUCACAACCCACAGUUUCCCUACCGUUGUGCGGUUGUUACAAAGAUUGAGGACAAUACUUGUAAAGAGCUUCUGUAUCUCAGAAAAAUAGGCUAUGGAGAGCAGAGUGAACAGAGUGAAGUGUCGUUGCCACCCGUGUUAGCAUUGGUAGAUAAUACUGAUGAUUUUUUGUUCCGAGAAUUGCGGUCACAAGUUGUGGAACAAGCCACUAAACUUCCUAGAACAGAUUCACCUGUGUGUGUAUUUCUUUACUGCAAGCCCACGCAAAAGCCACAGGAUUGUUAUCAAAAAGAAAAAGCCACGAGUGUUUUCCUCAAGCAGCACUUAAGCCCGAACGAAGUUAACUGGUUUAAGGACAAAUACACGGAAAUGAAACGAAAAUCUAACAACGAAGAUCCAGAGAAGGAUUUUGAAAACUAUGCAAGCGAAAAUUUAAUUUCGUUUAUGAUAAUGAAAGAGAACUACAAUCCAAGGUACGCCUCGAGUAUUGUUGGGAGGAAUUUGGAUCUCGUGACACGUGACGAAUUGACCUUGUUAGAAUAUGCAUCGCUUCUCAACAUAUACAACCCCUACCCUGUGUUCGCCUCUUGCUUCGAUACGUUAAUGUUAUCUUCAAGCCUUCUUCGAAAGAGAAUCUUCAGAGAUUGGGUCGAAAAUCUCACUCAUUCAGCUCGAAUUUUCUUGCGAGAGGUGGACUGCAGUCCACAGUUUGGAACAGGAAAGGCCAUCGCUAUAGUUCAUCCAAUUAUUGCUGGCGAGCUGGUCGACCAGAUAGUGGCGAGAAAAGAAACGACUGUUAGUCGAAUCAUCCUGGACUUUUUGAAAUCACCUCUGUUACAAAGUCAAGGAAAGUCGUUUACGUCAACUUACCUACUUGACGGAGCAAACAGAAUGCUCAAGCAGCGCAAGAAAUAUGAAUAUGGAGAUGACGUUCAAACAAAAUUCUCACCGUUAAUUGAAAAGAUUUUGUACGUGAAAGAUGCAGGUGACGGGUCGAAAGAACCCACGGAACAAAGCAUACGUGAAGCUGCAGGUGUCCUUGGAGAAGGGCUGCAUAAAUUUGAAGACCCUAUGCUCGCGCAGCAAAUGGCUCGAGUUUUUUACAUAAAUGCCUCAGCGUUUGACACGUUAAGGAUAGAAGAGUGCUUUAACGAGGCCUUCAAGUAUUGUAAUAUGGCAAUUCAAGAGAAUUCCAAUGAUCGAAUUAAUGCUUCACUUUUUGAUACCAUGGGUCGCAUUUUUGAGAGUAAAAUCAAAAUUUUGUUUGACCCGAUCAGGAAAGAAAAUCGUGGAAUAGACAUAAAGGCUGUCACGCCGAUGCUUUCACUUGCUUUUGAGGCCAUGAUGUGGUUUCAAAAAUCACAUGAAGCCUCGGUGGAUUAUCAACAUCCCUGUGGUUUUCGUGGUGAACUAUCUGUGAUGUUCUACAUGCUAGAUGUUCUUCACUGCACGGGUAUUUUUAGGGGUAGGGAGGGCUUGGCAAGGUUACAAGGUUAUCUAACUUAUUGUCAAGUUAUACCUCCUGAAGUUCAAGAACCCUGGAGCAAGUUCCAUGAGUCUAUUAAAGAGCUGAAAAACAGAUUCACCCACUGUAUGGAAGUACUUACAGAGGAGUUCACCAUCUACAAGGGAAGUAGUGAAGACGCAAAACUACUUCUCAAGCAAAUUGCUCGGAUGAAAGCUCAAUAUCAUUGUUACUUCGGCAAUGGUGACGUGAAGUGGAACCUCGACAGUCGUGAGGAGCGUUGGGAGCAUAGGUGGUAUCAAAUCGAUCAGUAUCUGGCUGGUGACAUAUUUUCGAGUGUAUUCAAGAUUCGUAGUACAGAAUCUCGAAAUGCUGCAACGGAAACAAUUCUGCAGCUUAAAAAGCUAGCUUACGAAAAUUAUCAGGAAUCCAUCCACGUGGGACGUUAUAAAGACUUACUACUCAUCGUAACAACUAGUAUGGCUCUCCACUCACCAUUUGGAAAUAGUUUAAGACACAAUUCAGCUCAGACAGCGGAGGAGUAUAGGGAAGUAUUCAAGUUUGUGGACAAGUUAUUUGCACUGGAGAAAUGCGACGAGAGGUGCAAAAGAAUUUAUGCACAUUUGUUUAAAGUUAUGUUUCUUUGGCCACAUAAAGAUCAGUUAAGCAUGUUGAGUGACUAUCGUGUCGAAGAUUUUUAUGACGCUCUGAAAAAGCUCAGGAAGAGAUGGGAAAGUAAGAGUAAAGAACACCUUGAUACUGACGCUAAAAUGCUUAAACAGAAAGUGUACAAGAACAUGUCAUUCAAGAAGGAGACUAAACAAUACACCACACUCUUCUAUUUGGGUAAAGGUACAGGACUAGAUGCAUUUGUCCAUAUUAAUGAGCUUAGAUGGUCUCGAACAGGAAAAGGAUCUCCCGACUGGGAAGAUCCAAAAACAAAACAGAGACUUAAACGCCUUACUGGGGUAGUGGAAAGUAAGAACAUCAUUACCAUGAAGAAUCCUCUGGAUUCAAGAAAAACGAUCGAAAUUUAUUAUUCGUCAUUUCGGGAAGGAGGGUUUUCUAAGGAGGAGGUGUCGUUCUUUUUAGGCUUCAGCUGGCCUCAACCUAUCGCAAUGGAUGUAAAAUAUACUAAUGCAGAUAACGUCAAAAAUGCCAUGGAAUUCGAAAGUCCAGUCUUUAGUAGUCCAGAUAAUCAAGUCCAGCUCGGUAUACCCAGUAUUUUGACUUACGAAGACUACACUAAUAAGAUGGGAAAGCUAACGAGAAAGCUAAGUGAAAUCGAGUCGUUAAAAAAGAAGAAGGAUAGAGGCGAAAAAUUGGAAGAAACUCAGGAAGCGAAAAUAGGCAAAGAAGUAGAGAUCAAGCGGAAGCUUCACGAAUUGAAACAAAACUUCGAUGCCCUGAGUGUCCUAGAGGAGGACUGAUUUGACCAAGCCGUAUGUGUCUGUGUGUCCGAGGUGGACGUACCAAACCAGAUCGGAUACUGUCAGUUCAAGAAAAAAGAACGAGGGUCGUUUUGUCAACAUUCCGACAUUUUGAGGGUUUGGGUAUCGUCAGUCUUAAGUUUUCUCUUACUCCCAACCUUCUAUACGCAGGGAUCCUCAGUUUGGGUUCGUCAUGCAAUCUCUCACCAGGAUGAAA